Molecule: messenger RNA, 504 nt
Organism: Stylonychia lemnae
Lineage: Eukaryota; Ciliophora; Spirotrichea; Sporadotrichida; Oxytrichidae
Source: the annotation of a GenBank genome assembly
AUGACUAAGUGGAUGCCUUAAGAGGAUAAUAAACUUCCAGGUUUCUCUACUCAUUAUGUUGGAGUUGGAGGACUAGUCAUUAGCAAAGAUAAAUCAAAGAUCUUAGCUAUUUAAGAAUCAAAGCCAUUGAUCAAGGAUUUGUGGAAACUACCAGGUGGGCUUGUAGAAAGGGGUGAAAAUCUUUAAACCGCCUGCAUAAGAGAAGUAUUUGAAGAAACAGGUGUUUAAGCGAAGUUUAAAGAUUUGAGACACUUGAAAUUCACAAGAAUGGCUACAAAUGUUUGCAAUAUCUUAUUGAAGUCAAAGGAGGCUGAGGAAAAGAAAGAAGGAUAAUCAGGUUUAGUGAAUUUGAAAUAGGUUCCACUAGGAGAUUUAUUUAAAACAACAGCAUUUACUCCAGAGGAAUAUGAGCUUUUUGGAACUUAAAAUAUCUUCUACAGUAGUGAAUAUAUGAAAUUAGUUGGAGAAAGUAUCAAAAAUCAAAACGAUUCUGCAAAGUUGUGA